Messenger RNA from Aquila chrysaetos chrysaetos, 5897 nucleotides. RefSeq names its product WRN RecQ like helicase (gene WRN). Gene Ontology annotation, biological process: double-strand break repair via homologous recombination; DNA replication; telomere maintenance. Gene Ontology annotation, molecular function: four-way junction helicase activity; nucleic acid binding; ATP binding. The record is from RefSeq and is a predicted model, not a curated record. The transcript has 32 exons. Bases 2026 to 5802 code for a protein of 1258 amino acids. Gene Ontology annotation, cellular component: chromosome; nucleus; cytoplasm. NCBI's taxonomy places the organism in Eukaryota, Metazoa, Chordata, Aves, Accipitriformes, Accipitridae.
GAAUUUCAGUGGCAAAACCACACAAGUAUAAGGGAGCUUUUGAUGCAUUGCUCACCCAGUGUUGUGGGCUGUAUACCAGUAAGGACUGAGGAUUUUUGAUCUAUGUAAUUUGAGAGCUCAAAACGCAGUAACCUCAAGCUCUAGCCUGACAGGGGAGUUUGUUCUGGUAAGGCCCUCCAGCUCUCUGCAUUUGCACAUCUGCAGUAUUUCAGAAGAUUUUGCAGCUCCGAGGUGUCAGAAGAAUUAAUUGAUCAUCAAGGUUAAGUCCAUUUCUGGCAUUCCAAGAAUGUCAGUGGGUCCUUGGAUGGUUGUGUUUUUCCUGCACAUAUGAGCAGUUUCAGUAUAAAAUUUCCCACUAAAAAGGACCUUCUCUUUUAACAUCUGAAACUGGUUUAACAAUUAGAAAACUUAUUGUGAGAAGAGCGGGAAACUCAGUUCAGCAGUUUUCCUUCUAUAAAGUGGGAGUGAAAAAUUAGUAGCAUGGAUAUUACAUGUCAGUUAAAACCAACAUGACUUUAAUUCUCUGUGGUGCAGCCUGUGUACUGUGGCACCCUGCCACAACAAGCGCUUUGAGGAAGGGUUUUGAUUAAACUUUCACCCUUCGUUAACCAGAGGAAAUAUUUUGUUGUGCAAGCAUAAAACCAGCAGUAGCUUUGUUUCACAAUCUCCCCCUUCCAGGCAACUUAUUGUUUCUGAAACUGUAUUAAAACCUGUUUUGGAUAUUGUGGCCUCUUUUGAUUGACAAGAUUGUUUUGUUUAAGUGUUUUCCGGUGGUAUUUAACCAUAUUUGCUAUUACUGGCAUCGUAGCUUACUUGCAUGUUUUUAAUCAAUCUCAAGGUUUUUCAGGCAGGUCAACAUUACCAGUAUUGUGGUUCAAGUAAGUUUAUCAGUCAGUAACUUUUAGUAAAAUGCUUCUGAAAGGCGGGGCAGGGUGGAUAUGCCAACCUGAGUGUUACAUUUCACCUUGCCUUGUGGGCUUAAAUCUUCAAUUUGUAAACUUCUGUUCAUCAGUUGGAGGAUAUUGGUCCUUUUCAAUAUUGCACAUAGUUUGAAAUCCAUGGAGUUUACUUAGACCUUUGUGAAGUUCCUUACAUAUUAUCUCUGCCGGGGUUAAGUGAAGUGGGCUGGCUGAAAUGUGGGACUGCGGAAAUGGGGAAACGGAGCUAUUGCAUAAAGCUGUACCAAAAUAGAGAUGGGCCAGAGGAUUUUAGCCUGACCAGAUUUGACUGACUUGAAAAAUUACUUAAAUUAUUGUCCAUUAUGUAAUAUUUUUUUCCUCAAAUUUGAAGUGGGAAAGUGCUACAGCAUUUGAAGUAACAUUGAGGGGGUUUUGACACUGUUAAAAGUGGAUGUUUUCCCUAACAUUGUUCUUGGAAAGCUACUGUAUCUCUUUGGCAGGAAGAAUCCAACUAAACUAAAUUGAGGUGAAAACUCAGCCUGCACGAUUUCAGUGCGAGUGCUCAGAGUUAUGCAAAGAAAUCGGGGCAUGAACCCGAAUGUUUUUAUAAAGGGGGGGGGGGGGGGGCGUCACCUUAUUCUUAGUUGACAGUGAUACCGGCCCUGCGUGUGGAGCGCAGUUCUGCUGCAAGGUUUCAGUAACCACCGGUGCCAGCCUUGCUGGGAUACAGCAUUAGAGCUGCAUGCAGUGGUUGCAGUGCCGACACAUCUCUGUGGCAAGGUUAGGUGUGGCCAGUAACCAAGCCUCUUCCAAAUGUUGUUCGACAGAAGCCUACUGUUCAGCAGAGUGUUUUGGAAGACGGGCUGCCGUUUCUAGAGUUCUGCGGCUCUGUCGUUUACAGCUACGAAGCCAGUGACUGCUCCCUUAUCUCGGAAGAUAUCAGCUGAAGUGUAAGGAGAUAUGGAGUCUCAAUGGUCUGGUAAAACACCUUUUCGGCAAGCAGCUUUUGAAGGAUAAGUCUGUCCGCUGUAGUAACUGGGAGGAGUUUCCACUCAAUGAGGAGCAGAAAUUGUACGCAGCCACAGAUGCCUAUGCUGGCUUCAUCAUUUAUCAAAAACUGAAAAAUAUGAAUAACGGUGACCGGAAAUUAUUUUGUGUAAGAAGAGAUGACAUGUCAGAGGUUGUGAAGGAGCGCUUGAUUUCACUAGCUGAAGAGAUAACGGACCUGGCUUCUCGCAUCCCUGACUCUUCUGGACAACUUGCAAAUUUGCAGAGGGCUGCAGAAAUACUAGCUGGCAUAUCAGAGAAUGUAAAUGCCUUAAGAAGCACGCUGUUUCAUUCAGGUUCCCCUCCUGUACUGGAGAGGAGCUGUGGUGCAACUCCAACAAAUCUUGAAGCAGAGUCAGCAAACGUUGAAGCACAAAAAGUUGAAAUGCCUGAAUUUGCUAAACAACUUGAAGGCAACUUCAACAUCUGCUCUGAUGCUACACUAGCUGGCCUCUGGGAGGGAGAUCUUAAUGAAGAAGAGGCAGGGAGAGAUAACACUGUUGGGGAAGAUGGGGCUGCAGCAGCCAGCUCUAAGGACAAAGCAGACGGAGACGACUUCAUGUCACUAGAUAUUACUGAGCAAGAACUUCAAAUCUUGGAAUGUCAGGCUGCAAAAGAAUUGGUCAACGAAGGUACACCUGAGGAGGCAUGCUCCACAGACAACGAACAAAAUAUUUCCUGUGUCAUUGAAAGUGAUGAAGAACUGGAAAUGGAGAUGCUUAAAUCUUUAGAAGAUGUAGAUGAUUGCGAAGGAGUUUUAACUGAAGGAGAGUCCGAUAAAGCUAGAAAAACUCCUGACACAGAGUUGAAUGUUGCACCAGGUGGUGAAGAAGAUGAAGGCAUUGAGGAAGAAGAGGAGGAAUGUUUGGAUCCAUUGCUGCCAGUACCCAGUGAAAGCCACAUCACAUGUCUGAAGACUUAUUUUGGGCAUUCUUCUUUUAAACCGGUCCAGUGGAAAGUGAUCAAUUCUGUUUUAGAAGACAGAAGAGAUAAUCUUGUUGUCAUGGCAACUGGCUAUGGAAAAAGCUUGUGCUACCAGUUUCCUCCUGUUUACACUGGAUGUACAGGAAUUGUCAUCUGUCCUCUUAUCUCCUUGAUGGAAGACCAGGUGCUGCAGCUGACAAUGUCAGAGAUUCCAGCUUGCUUGCUUGGUUCAGCUCAGUCAGAAAACAUCAAAGAAUGUAUCAAAGCGGGUCAGUACAGAGUCAUAUAUAUGACUCCAGAGUUUUGUUUGGGGAACUUGGAGUUACUUCAGGAUCUUGACCGAACUAUUGGUAUUACUCUCAUAGCUGUUGAUGAAGCUCACUGCAUUUCCGAGUGGGGCCAUGACUUCAGAAAUUCCUUUAGAAGUUUAGGCUCAUUAAAGAAGGCUCUGCCAUCGGUUCCCAUUGUUGCUUUAACCGCAACUGCAAGUCCAUCAAUUAGAGAAGACAUAGUGAGUUGUCUGAACCUGAAAAAUCCCCAGGUCACGUGUACUAGUUUUGACAGACCUAACCUGUACUUGGAAGUUGGAUUACAAAGUGGAAACAUCCUUAGGGAUUUGAAGCAGUUCCUUACUAGAAAACAAAGCAGUCCUGUGUAUGAGUUUGAAGGCCCCACUAUCAUCUACUGUCCUUCAAGAAAGGCCACUGAACAGAUUGUGUUUGAAUUGAUGAAACUCAGUGUGGCCUGUCGUGCAUACCAUGCUGGUAUGGGAAUCAAACAAAGGAGAGAGACCUAUCACCAGUUCAUGAGGGAUGAAAUUCAGUGUAUUGUGGCUACAGUGGCAUUCGGAAUGGGCAUCAAUAAAGGAGAUAUCCGGAUGGUUAUUCAUUACGGUGCCCCUAAGGAAAUGGAAUCCUAUUAUCAAGAAAUUGGGAGAGCUGGUCGUGAUGGGCUUCCUGCUUCUUGUCACAUCCUGUGGACUGCGGCAGACCUGUCUUUUAACAGACAUCUUCUAAGUGAGAUACGAAAUGAAAAGUUCCGGUUGUACAAACUGAAGAUGUUAGCAAAAAUAGAGAAGUACCUUGUGUCAAACAGCUGCAGGAGGAAAAUCAUCUUGUCUCAUUUUGAAGACAGACAACUCCGAAAGGUUUCCUCUGGCAUCAUGGGCACAGAUGAAUGCUGUGAUAAUUGCAGGUCCAGAGCCUCUUGUUUUGCAGUCCCCAGAGACUCAGAAGGUGGUUUACAGGACUUUGGGAAGCAAGCAUAUCAGCUGCUGUCUGCAGUGAGUGCCCUGGAAGAGAAGUUUGGAACUAGACUUCCCAUUCUGUUUCUCCGAGGGUCUAGUUCUCAACGCUUGCCAAACAGAUACCGAAGACACCCUCUCUUUGGUAGUGGAAAAGACUGGCCAGAGAACUGGUGGAAAUUGCUCUGCCAAGAGUUGAUAAUGGAAGGAUUCCUCAAAGAAGCGUCUGGGCAGAGCAAGUUUGCAACCACGUGCAUGCUUACCCAGAAGGGUAGAAAUUGGCUGUUAAAAGCUGGAUCUGCCUCAAAUCCAAGUCUUCUAUUACAGUCCAGCGAAGACCUUAAUCUGCAGAGACCUUCUAGAAGCAGUAGACCUUCACCUGUGCUCUCAACACAGCGCUCCUCAGACACGAAAGGAACAACGCAGUCACCAGUCAAGCAGAUGUCUCUGUAUGAUAUGUUUUCAUAUGAGAGAAAAGGUAAAACUCCUCCAAAAGGCAAUAACAUGCUUAACAGUGUUGCAGAGCACUCGCCGGUGAAAUCUUCUCCUUUGAAGUCCCUGCAACCUGUUGUUUCAUCCCGAGAAAAAGAACUAGAGACUGCUCUGUAUGGCAAGUUGCUGACUGCUAGGCAGAAGGUAGCUAAUGAGAAGGUAAUUCCUCCAGCUGUCUUGGCAACCAAUAAGAUCCUGGUGGAGAUGGCCCGAAUCAGGCCUACGAAUGUUGAGAAUCUGAAGAGAAUUGAUGGUGUAUCUGAAGCAAAAUCCACCAUGUUGGUCCCUCUCCUGGCUGAAAUUAUGGACUUCUGCCAAGUGAAUGGUUUGCAGACCGACACAUUCCCCACGUCUGGAUCUAAAGAUCAGAAAGAAGCAUCUCCCUGGAAGUGUACCAGAACCCUCUCUCCCUCAGAGCAUGUCACAUAUGUCCUGUUCCAAGAGAAAAAUCUCUCUGUGAGGACUAUAAGUGAGAGCAGAUCUCUGCGUCUUUCCGAGGUUGGCACUCACCUGUUCCAGGCGAUGAAAGCUGGCUACCCUGUCAACCUGGAGCGAGCAGGUUUGACUCCCGAAGUUCAACAGAUAAUUUCUGAUGUUAUCCGUAAUCCUCCCAUUAACUCGGACACCACCAAAAUUCAAGCAAUUAGAAAACUUGUUCCUGCAAAUAUUGAACUGUAUCUCAUCAGGAUGACUAUUGCAUUAUUGGAGAAAGAGGAUAGAAAGAAGUCUCAGGAUGGCUCAGGCGUCAAAAGGAUGUUGGUGUGGUCAGAAGGGCAGCAGGAAAAAACAGGAGCAGAUCAAGCAAGCAGGGAAGAUGCCUUGUGGAGUAAAACAAAGGGUAAUUUGAUCAAUCCAACGUUGAAAGAAGGAGCAGAGAAAACCCAUCUGCAAGCGGUGCCUUCAGCUUCGUCAGCUUCCUUACUGUCAUAUGGAAAGGCUGUACAGAGUGUGGAUGACAGCCAGCCAGGUGGAGUAGCAGCAGCAGGCCACCUGAAGCCCAUCACGCUGGCCUCCUGGAAUCAGCCUGUCCUCAAUCCUGAUGAGGAGGAACUGUUUGCUGACUCUCAGCCAAAGAGCUCGCAUCCCCCUUGUAAGAGGAAGGUGCCGGAAUGGUUUGGAACCUCAGCGGUGACUGUUCUACCCAUAACCCAGACGAAGAAAUCUAAAGCAGAGACCAGAAAAGGGAUUUUUAGUUGAAUAUAGAAAAGAUGAUUUUCUUUUUUUUUUUUUUUAACUUUCCCUCCCCCCUAUACAGAGUAUUUUUUGAACAGAGUCCUCCUUUACUGCUGUAA